AUGAAUUCAAAUGGAUCAGGAGGGACCAGUGGCUCUGGUGCUACAGGGCGUGGGUUUGGUGGUCGGCGUGGUGGUGGUGGUGGUGGACGUGGAGAUGGUCAUGGUGAAGGCCGUGGUGGUGGACUUGGUCAUGUCUUUGGUGGUGGACGUGGUGAUGGCGCUGGUGGUGGCAUUGGUGGGGGUCGUGGGGGUGGCAUUGGUCCUGUAUUUGGUGGUGUAGGUGGUGCUGAAGGCGCUGAUGGUGUCGGUGGUGGGGGUCGUGGGGGUGGCAUUGGUCCUGUUUUUGGUGGUGGACGUGGUGUAGGUGGUGCUGAAGGCGCUGGUGGUGGCGUUGGUGGGGGUCGUGGUUAUGGCUUUGGUGGUGGAUUUGGCGGGGGUCGUGGUGAUGUCCGUGGUUAUGGACGUGGUGGACGCGGCGGAGGGAGACUUAACGGACAGGGGAGAGGUGGACAAGGCGGAAGGGGUAUUCAGCAAAGUUUUUACUGGGAUGAUACAGUAGGCGGAGAAGUAUAUCAUCUGUGGUAUCAUGUUUUUGGUGGCCGCCUUAGAGACAUGAUCUCGAAGGCCAAAAUUUCUAGUAAUAAGCCAGAAUGGAUAAGUGGGGAUAUCUGGGAGAUGAUGCAGGAGUAUUGGGACACAGACGCAUCUAGGAAGAAGAGCAAGAUAGCUUCAGAGAAUCGCUUGUCUUCUCAUGAUGGUUUUGGUCCACACGCUCACACCUCUGGAUCAUAUCGACAAAAAGAAGGAAUCUUGCCUUCAAUGCGUCAAGUUCUCAGAGAGACUCACCUCAAAGUUGAUGGUUCUUAUAUGGAUGAUAGGGCGAGGUCGAUUGAAGAAGAGAUUCAAAGAGAGAUUGAUGCAGUUUCUCAACCCGCGGAUGGCGCCUCACAAGGAGGUUUCUCUGCCACAGGGUUGACACAACUUCAGGAGGAUGAACUGUUCUAUAAGGUAUGA
Molecule: messenger RNA, 954 nt
Organism: Camelina sativa (false flax)
Lineage: Eukaryota; Viridiplantae; Streptophyta; Magnoliopsida; Brassicales; Brassicaceae
Source: RefSeq, a predicted model, not a curated record